Bombus huntii is the source of this 1341-nucleotide messenger RNA. It is a transcript of the gene Trs33, whose product is annotated as trafficking protein particle complex subunit 6b. Gene Ontology annotation, biological process: endoplasmic reticulum to Golgi vesicle-mediated transport; regulation of GTPase activity. The record is from RefSeq and is a predicted model, not a curated record. NCBI's taxonomy places the organism in Eukaryota, Metazoa, Arthropoda, Insecta, Hymenoptera, Apidae. Gene Ontology annotation, cellular component: cis-Golgi network; trans-Golgi network; TRAPP complex. The transcript has 2 exons. The coding region runs from base 221 to 748 and encodes 175 amino acids.
AUGAUUGCAUAUCGUGUCUAUUCAAUUCUUAGUCAAUGAUAAAAGCCAGACAAAUAAGGUUAAAUGUUCAUAUUAUACUGUGCAAUGUAUAAAUAGUAAACAGAUUAGCAGCAGAUUGUCUUUAUAUUUUGUGAACAUAAAAUAAUAUACGAUCUAUUCAUACAUUGCAUAUAUUAUCUAUAUAUUAUAAUAAUAACUCGUGAUUUUUUAAAAUAUCAAUAUGAGGCCACAAGUAAUUGACACGAAAACUAAUUCUCACGCAUCCGGGGAAGCUGAUGAAUGCCUUUUCGAAUAUUUACACGCUGAGAUAGUUAAUUAUACUCUGAGUAAAUCAUGUAAAAAUAAGGAAGGGGAAGAAGAGCUGUCUCGACUAGAAUGGAUGGGAUUCAGUGUUGGCUACAGAAUCAUUGAACGAUUGACGAGGGAAUGGAAUCGAUUUAAAGAUGAAUUGGAUAUGAUAAAAUUUAUUUGUACUGAUUUUUGGUCUGGUCUUUAUCAUAAACAAAUUGAUAAUUUAAGGACAAAUCACCAUGGUGUAUAUGUAUUACAAGACAACUCAUUUCGGUUAUUGAAUAAAGUAGGUACUAAUAGUAAUAAACAAUAUCUUCAGGAAAGUCCUCGUUUAUUGACAUUUACUUGUGGACUUUUAAGAGGAAGUUUAGCUAAUCUCGGAAUUAUUAGUACCGUUAAUGCAGAAAUUUCUACGUUACCAAGUUGUAAAUUUCAUGUACAAGUUCAAAGAAUUUAAUGCUCGUAAAUACAAUGCAAAAUCAUGUUCAAUAAAAGUUAAUACAUAUUACAAAAUAAUAUCUAACGACUAGGUUUUUCAUAAAAAUCAGAUAAUCAGAAUAUAACGUUUCGUCUAGUUGUAACAACAGGUAGUGCGUUAAAACGUACAUUUGAUUGAAAUUUCAUAAACCAUAUAUUUUAAUGCAAGAUAAUUUUUAUAAGGAUUUAUUUAUUAAAAGUAUAUAUAUAUAUAUAUAUAUAUAUAUAUAUAUAUUUUUUCUACAAAUAUGUAAAAUUGAUCAUAUGAUAAGUUUCACAUUUUUUUCAAAAUGAGUACCUAUAUACCUUAAAUGUAUUGUAUAAUGUUUAAUUUAAAUGCAUAAAAUAACCGGAGAUGCUAGUUAUAAGUAUCCAAGUAUAUACAUCCAAUUUUACAGCUACAGAGUAUAAUAAAAGUAAAAAUUAUGAAAAACAUAAUUAUAAUGAAACAAACGAGUAAGAUAAUCUUAAAAGUAGUUUAACAAUUGUAUGUUAAUGUUUAAGACCUGAUACAUCGAAUGAUUAUUAGAUGUUGUAUCCAUUAUUUUUAGUAAUAAAAUUCAAAAUAUGAAA